UUGUAAACAACAUUGUCUCUUUACUCAUCUUCCGUUUUCUUCGUGAUCCUAAUCUUGUAUAAGGUAUUCCUUUUCAAAAAGUUGUCCUUAUGUGAUUAGACAUGAAGAUCAAAACCCUACUUUGUAAUUUAUUAUUGCUCGCUUUAGUAGCUUUCAGUUUCACAGAUCCAAGGUAAGGAACAAGAACGGGUGGGUUGUGGAAACUUUUUCUACAAAUUCAUAUCUAAAUUCCUCAUACAUCUCUUCAGAAAAAUGGCACUUAGCAACAAUGUUAUCGGAGCCAUCAACUUCGUUGCCAUGCUUCUUUCUAUCCCGGUCAUUGGUGCCGGAAUCUGGCUGGCAACCGAACAGGACAAUUCCUGUGUGAAGAUUUUACAAUGGCCGGUCAUUAUCUUGGGCAUCUUGAUUUUGAUUGUGGCUCUUGCAGGCUUUAUAGGAGGAUUUUGGCGCAUCUCCUGGCUGCUUAUAUUCUACCUUGUGGCAAUGCUCAUUCUCAUAAUAUUGCUGGCCUGUUUGAUUGUGUUAAUCUACAUGGUUACACUUAAGGGUUCUGGUCACCUUGCUCCCAGUAGGGCUUACUUGGAAUAUCACUUGGAUGAUUUUUCAGGAUGGCUUCGCAGAAGAGUUCAAAGUCCUUUGAAAUGGGAUCGAAUUAAAAGAUGUCUUAGCUCAACACAACUGUGUGCUGAAUUGAAUCAGAACUAUCGGAUGGCUCAGGAUUUCUUUAAUGCGCGUAUAACGCCUCUGCAGUCUGGAUGCUGUAAGCCCCCCACAGAGUGUGGGUACACAUUUGUGAAUCCAACGUAUUGGAUAAGUCCCAUCAACAAUGCGGCAGACAUGGAUUGCCUUCAGUGGAGCAAUGACCAAAAUCAACUAUGCUACCACUGCGAUUCAUGCAAAGCCGGAUUGUUGGCAAAUCUAAAGAAAGAAUGGCGAAGAGCAGACAUCAUAUUACUCAUAACUCUCGUUGCUUUGAUCUGGGUUUAUUUGAUUGGAUGUUGUGCCUUCAGAAAUGCCAAAACUGAAGACCUCUUUCGAAAAUACAAGCAAGGAACUACUGACACGUAAGAGAAGUUAUAGAAUUAAAUUAAGGGCUUGAUUUUUGGUAACUUAUUUUUAUGAACUUAUUGUAUAAGAAAUAUCCUUUUGUGUUGGGUUUGGUGAUACAAUGUCGAGAUUAAAGCUGCCAAUGGACGCGGCUGUGCUUGAUUUGCGGAGGGCACCGAAAGUUGAUUGCUUGUGAAUUGCAUUAUCAUUGUGAUGAUGGUGGCAUGCAAGUUAAAGGCAACCUUUUGAGGGAGUAGUUUUAUUAGCUAGCUAGGUUUGGUUUUUAUUUUCUUCUUGCAAGCCUUUUCUACUGUUAAUCAAAAUUUGACAAAACUAUUACUAUCUCAA
Molecule: messenger RNA, 1395 nt
Organism: Mangifera indica (mango)
Lineage: Eukaryota; Viridiplantae; Streptophyta; Magnoliopsida; Sapindales; Anacardiaceae
Product: protein TORNADO 2-like
Exons: 2
Coding region: 253-1068 (271 amino acids)
Biological process (GO): auxin-activated signaling pathway
Cellular component (GO): plasma membrane; plasmodesma
Source: RefSeq, a predicted model, not a curated record